Cheilinus undulatus (humphead wrasse) is the source of this 2370-nucleotide messenger RNA. RefSeq names its product protocadherin alpha-8-like. Gene Ontology annotation, cellular component: plasma membrane. The record is from RefSeq and is a predicted model, not a curated record. Gene Ontology annotation, biological process: homophilic cell-cell adhesion. The transcript has a single exon. Lineage: Eukaryota; Metazoa; Chordata; Actinopteri; Labriformes; Labridae. Gene Ontology annotation, molecular function: calcium ion binding. The coding region runs from base 1 to 2370 and encodes 789 amino acids.
AUGGGAGUCGGAGGACAAAGGCGAGGAGUACAACCCUGGUGGCUAGCCCUCCGUUUCUCUUUAAUGUUCAGCAGCAUGGGGCAGCUUUCAGCUCAGAUAAAAUAUUCCGUUCAAGAGGAAGUAAAAGUGGGAUCCGUUGUUGGAAACGUUGCCAAGGAUCUAGGAUUGGACAUCCCUUCCUUAGGGGAGCGACGGUUUCGCAUUGUUUCAGGAACCAAGGAUGCUCAGUUUGAAGUAAAUCAGAACAAUGGAGUAUUAUACGUACAUAAGAAGAUUGACCGAGAGGAUCUCUGUGAGCAUGUUUCUCCAUGUUUGAUGAACCUGAAAAUGGUGGCUGAGAAUCCGAUGGAAAUACAUUAUGUGGGGAUCGAAAUAACAGAUGUUAAUGAUAAUUCACCGCGAUUCAAAGAGGAGGAAAAAAUAAUAGAAAUUUCCGAGUCCACUCUUCCAGGUAGACGUUUUCAGUUACCAACUGCGCACGAUCCAGAUGUCGUAAGCAACACAGUUCGUAUGUACAAACUAAAUCAAAAUGAGUAUUUUAGCGUUCAAAUUCGUGAGAGAGGAGAGGACAAGAUCCCCUUUUUGGUUCUGCAAAAAUCUCUGGAUCGGGAAAAGGAGCAUGAGCACAAUCUAACACUGACAGCUGUUGAUGGAGGAAAUCCACCAAGAUCAGGGACGCUAAAUGUCACAGUGAUAGUUCUUGAUUCAAAUGAUAAUCAUCCAACAUUUGGUCAGGAGGUAUAUUCAGUAACUAUACCUGAAAAUGUAGACGCUGAUACAAGUGUUAUCACAGUUAAAGCUUCUGACCUAGACGAGGGAGCAAAUGGAGAAAUUGAAUAUUUUUUUGGCGGCCAACUUGACCAGGAAAUAUAUGACAUGUUCAGUUUAGAUAAAGACACUGGAGAAAUUCGUAUAAAAGGAGAAAUUGACUUUGAAAAGGCUGAUGUUUAUAAGUUAGACGUCCAUGCCACUGACAAAGGGCAGCCACCAAUGAGUACUGAUUGCAGCGUAAUCAUCAAAGUGCUCGAUAAAAACGACAACAAACCACAAAUAGAGGUGACAUCUCUGUCAAACACAGUGUCUGAAGACUCUAAACUUGGUACUGUGGUUUCCCUCAUCAGCAUUACAGACCAGGAUGCAGGAUUGAAUGGUAAAGUGAUUUGUAGUCUUUCGGAAAAUGUACCUUUCGAUUUGAAACCAUCAUUUCAAGAAAAUAUGUACUCGCUAAUACUGAAGCAGCCUUUGGACCGAGAAUCAGUUUCACAUUAUGACAUCACAAUUACAGCUACGGACUGUGGCCAGCCUCCUUUGUCAUCCAUAAAAACUCUCGGUAUUGAUGUAUCAGACGUAAAUGACAAUGCUCCUAGAUUUGUGCAGAAUCCUAUAGAACUUUAUCUGGUAGAAAAUAACGCACCUGGGGACACGAUAUUUUCUGUGACUGCUUCAGAUGAGGAUUUAAAUGAAAACGCUGCUUUGUCCUAUAGUAUACUUAGAGGGGAGAGUACUCAAGCCAAAACUGCUGCAUUUCUGAAUGUUAACUCUGAAAAUGGACACAUCACUGCGCUGAAAAGUUUCGACUUUGAAACAGUGAAAACGUUCACGUUCACUGUUGUGGCCACAGAUUCUGGAACUCCGUCACUCAGCAACAACGUCACAGUCAACGUCUUCAUUCUGGAUCAGAACGACAACGCUCCAGUCAUCCUCUAUCCACUCAGCUCCAACGGCUCUGCUGAAGGUGUGGAGGAGAUUCCACGCAAUGUCAACGCAGGACACUUGGUCACCAAAGUCAGAGCCUAUGACGCUGAUAUAGGAUAUAACGGCUGGUUGCUCUUCUCACUGCAACAAGUCACUGAGCACAGUCUCUUUGCUCUGGACCGAUACACAGGACAGAUCAGAACACUUCGCUCAUUCACAGAGACAGACGAGGCUGAGCAUAAACUCAUCAUCCUGGUCAAAGACAAUGGCAACGUUUCCCUCUCUGCUACAGCUACUGUCAUUGUCAAAGUGGUGGAGCCCAAAGAGGCGUUCGCUGCGUCUGACGUCAAAAGUGCAACAAACGAUGACGAGGACAAUAAUGUGACUUUUUAUCUCAUGAUCACUCUGGCCUCAGUGUCUGCACUCUUCAUCAUCAGCAUCAUCGUGCUGAUUGCAAUGCAGUGCUCCAAAUCCACUGACUAUACUUCCAAAUAUCUCCAAGAGACCAAUUAUGACGGGACACUGUGUCACAGCAUCCAGUACAGAUCUGGAGACAAACGCUACAUGUUGGUGGGACCCAGAAUGAGUAUAGGAUCUACUAUAGUCCCGGGCAGCCAUGCCAACACACUAGUGCUCCCUGACAGGAGGAGGGGCUCCACUGAGGUAAGAGCUUGA